Molecule: messenger RNA, 3500 nt
Organism: Trematosphaeria pertusa
Lineage: Eukaryota; Fungi; Ascomycota; Dothideomycetes; Pleosporales; Trematosphaeriaceae
Exons: 5
Coding region: 32-3271 (1079 amino acids)
Biological process (GO): isoleucyl-tRNA aminoacylation
Molecular function (GO): ATP binding; aminoacyl-tRNA deacylase activity; tRNA binding
Source: RefSeq, a predicted model, not a curated record
GUCACGACGAGCACCAGGCACACGACACACCAUGUCUAUCGACUUCCCCAAGGAGGAGGAGCGCAUCCUCGCGCGGUGGAAGGAGAUUGACGCCUUCUUAAGGCAGGUCGAGCUGUCUAAGGGAAAGCAACCAUAUACCUUCUACGAUGGACCGCCUUUCGCAACCGGCAUGCCCCAUUACGGCCAUCUUCUGGCCUCGACAAUCAAAGACAUCAUUCCCCGAUAUUGGUCCAUGAAGGGGCGUUACGUAGAGCGCCGGUUCGGCUGGGAUACACACGGAGUGCCUAUCGAGUAUGAGAUUGACAAGAACCUGGGAAUGUCUGGCCGAGACGCCGUGCGCGAGAUUGGAUUGGCGAAUUACAACGAGAAGUGUCGGGCUAUUGUUAUGCGAUAUGCGGCCGAGUGGAGGCAUACCAUUGAUCGGCUAGGUCGCUGGAUCGACUUUGACAGAGACUACAAGACCAUGGACACCAGCUUCAUGGAGAGUGAGUGGUGGGUGUUCAAGCGCCUGUUUGACAAGGGCCUCGUGUACCAGGGGUUCAAGGUCAUGCCGUAUAGUAUGGCUCUGGCGACGCCUCUCAGCAACUUCGAAGCAUCGCAAAACUACAAAGAUGUGCAAGAUCCGGCUGUGGUGGUUUCCUUCCCGCUCGUGGAUGACCCGACCACACAUCUACUGGCCUGGACGACUACGCCUUGGACGCUUCCUUCAAACGUCGCGCUCGCCGCUCAUCCCGACUUGGAAUAUAUCAAGAUUCUUGACGAAGCUUCUGGGAAGCAUUACGUGCUACUCGAGGCACUUCUGAGGACACUAUACAGGGACCCAAAGAAAGCGAAAUACAAGGUUGUGCAGAAGCUAAAAGGAAAGGAUCUGCUGGGAUGGAAGUACGAGCCGCUGUUCGAUUACAUCUAUGAAGAGUUCAAGGAUGUUGGCUUCAAGGUCGUCAACGCGACCUAUGUAACAGCGGACAGCGGUGUCGGUAUCGUCCACCAAGCUCCCGCAUACGGUGAAGAGGAUUACAAGAUUGCCAUGGAGUACGGCAUCGUCAACGCGAAUCGGCCCCCUCCGAAUCCGGUCGACGAUGCCGGUUGCUUCACCUCCGUUGUUCGGGAUUUCGAGGGCCAGAACGUCAAAAAGGCCGACAAGAACAUCAUCAAGCACCUCAAGAGCAUAGGGCGACUGGUCGUUGAUUCGCAAGUCACCCACAGCUACCCUUUCUGCUGGCGCUCCGAUACUCCGUUGAUCUACCGAGCCGUUCCGUCUUGGUUCGUGAGGAUCCAAGACCAUAUUCCGAAGAUGCUAGAAAACAUCGAAGGAUCACACUGGGUCCCUUCAUUCGUCAAAGAGAAGCGCUUCGCGAACUGGAUCCAGAAUUCUCCUGAUUGGGCUGUGUCGCGUAAUCGAUUCUGGGGCACCCCACUUCCUCUUUGGGUUAGCGACGACAUGAAGGAGGUUAUGUGCAUUGGCAGCGUUCAAGAAUUGAAGGAGCUGAGCGGAUAUGAGGGUGAUCUGACAGACAUACAUCGCCACCAUAUCGAUGACAUUACCAUUCCCAGCAAGCAGGGCAAGGGUGUCCUACGAAGAAGCCCAGAGGUUUUCGACUGCUGGUUUGAGUCUGGAUCUAUGCCCUACUCGAGCGCUCACUAUCCCUUCGAAAACGUGGAGCAGUUUGAGAAGUCGUUCCCUGGUGACUUUAUUGCCGAAGGUCUUGACCAGACACGAGGCUGGUUCUACACCAUGACUGUCCUCGGAACUCUUCUCUUCGACGUUCUUCCGUUCAAAAACUGCGUAGUGAACGGAAUUGUGCUCGCCGAAGACGGGAAGAAGAUGUCGAAGCGACUAAAGAACUACCCCGAUCCGCACCUUAUCAUGAACAACUACGGCUCUGAUGCUCUCCGACUGUACCUCAUCAACUCACCUGUUGUGCGGGCCGAAACCCUUCGCUUCAAAGAAGCUGGCGUCAAAGAGAUUGUCUCUAAAGUGCUGCUCCCGCUGUGGAAUAGCUAUCAAUUCUUCGAACAGCAGGUCGCCCUACUGAAAAAGGUUGCCGAUCUGCAUUUUGUCUUUGACCCCUCGGCCGAAAAGACGAAUACGAAUGUACUUGAUCGGUGGAUCCUGGCUUCGUGCCAGUCGCUGCUCAAGUUUGUCAACGAAGAGAUGGCGGGAUACAGGCUAUACACAGUCGUUCCACGGUUACUCCAGCUCAUCGAUAACACAACGAACUGGUACAUCCGAUUCAACCGCCGGCGGUUAAAGGGCGAAUAUGGGCUCGAUGAUACCAAGCAUGCCCUGAACACCCUGUUCGAAGUCUUGUACACUCUCUGCCGCGGUCUUGCUCCCUUCACUCCAUUCAUCACCGACAAUAUCUACCUCCGACUCCUCCCCCACAUCCCGAAGAAUCUCCACGCAGAGGACGACCGUAGCGUACAUUUCCUGCCGUUCCCGGAAGUCCGCGAUGAACUUUUUGAUGAGGUCGUAGAACGGCAGGUGAAGCGAAUGCAGGCCGUUAUUGAGCUUGGUCGCAUCUGCCGAGAUAGGGCGAACAAGGGCCUCAAGAUACCUCUGAAGACGCUUGUGGUCAUCCAUCCCGAGCAAGAGUACCUAGAUGAUAUCAGGUCAUUAGAAAACUACAUCACGGAAGAGCUCAACGUGCGGGAUCUGGUACUGUCAAGUGAGGAGGAAAAGUACAACGUCCAGUACUCUGCUUCAGCCGACUUCUCUGUCCUCGGCAAGAAGCUCAAGAAGGAUGCGGUCAAGGUCAAGAAGGGGCUACCGAAUCUCACGAGUCAGCAGAUCAAGGACUUCAUCAAGAAUGGGGAGAUGCAAGUUGACGGCAUCCGCGUGGAGAAAGAGGACCUCAUGGUUAGGAGGGGCUUGGUCAAAGAUGACAAGAGCAAGAACCAGGAGUUCAACACGGACGACGACGUCCUCAUCAUUCUCGAUGUCGCUAGCUAUCCCGAGCUCGAGCAGGAGGGUCUGGCGCGAGAGAUCAUUCGCCGCGUCCAGGAUUUGCGCAAGAAGGCCGGACUGGUUCCGACCGACGAUGUGGGGAUGGAGUACCGCGUGUUGUCCGACCCGGACGAUGUCGGCAUCGAAGCUGCUUUCGAGAACCAAGGUGUCAUUUUCGAGAAGGCACUGCGAAGAAAUGUUGACAAGCAUGCCAUCACCGAGAUGGAGGGCAAGAUCCCAGAGAAUAACCACGAGACGGUUAUCGCACAGGAGGAACAGGAGCUGCACAAGGCAACGUUCCUGCUGAGAUUGAUUAAGCUGUAAUGCGAAGAACAGGACCGUAUGAAAAUAAGAUGCGCUCGAGCAACCGUUUCGUCGAAUCACGCGGCGCCAGUGCGGCUUCGGCAGCUGAACCUAGGGUCGUGGAGAGUGCUUGUGGGCUUCGUUGAUUGCCUUCUCGGAACCGGAGCAAUGUCAUAUUGGGAAAAUUUCCAGUAAUAGAUAGACGCUGGCAUGAAUGGACGAUAUUUUAGUGGUUGUACAACCAACGCCU